UUGAAUAAAAAAAAAAAAAAAACAAAAUGAAAUUAAUAAUAAUAAUUGGUAUAACAAUAUUAGUUAUUAUUGAUAGUGCAAGUGCAAUCUCAAAUUUAGAACAAAAUGAAAAAUUAAUACGAAAAAGACGUUCUUUCGGUGGGGGACUUGGUGGUUUAGGAGGUGGACUUGGUGGUUUAGGCGGUGGUCUUGGUGGUUUAGGUGGUGGUGGCGGACUUGGUGAUAUUACUAGUAAACUGGGAGGAUUACUUGGAGGAGGUGGAGGUGGAAUAGGAAAUAUUGGUGGAGCUGUCGGGGGUCCAGGAGGAGGCGCUGGAUUAGGAAAUAUUUUUGGGUUACUUCAAAGCAAAUUGGGUGGACUUGGUGGUGGUUUAGGUGGAAUAGGCGGUGGUGGUGGUGGUGGUGGUGGUGGUGGUAUAAGUAGAGCUGCUGCUAUAGAAGAACAUUCUGAAAUUGCUUCUGCUAAUAAUCAUGGUGUUGGACAUAGUCCUCCUAUAAAAACUAUUUACGUAAUUCAUAGCUAUAAUGGCAAUAGCGGUGGUAAUGGGCAUCAUGGAACUGAUUAUACACAAACUAACGCAAUUGGAGGUGGCUAUCAAACAGGUCAUCAUGGUUGGUAA
This is a messenger RNA of Condylostylus longicornis, 620 nucleotides long. RefSeq lists its product as uncharacterized. Lineage: Eukaryota; Metazoa; Arthropoda; Insecta; Diptera; Dolichopodidae. The transcript is spliced from 2 exons. Bases 27 to 620 code for a protein of 197 amino acids. The record is from RefSeq and is a predicted model, not a curated record.